GAGCAGCGGCGCGAGCUCCCGGGGCGCCGCGCUCGCCCUGCACCCAGGUCCGCCAUCUGCACCACCAGCCAAGCCGAGCAGAUGGGCGGAGAGGAGGGAGCAGUUGGCGUGGCCGAGUCGCGGCUAUUGAUCGUGGCUUCUGGCACCCGUGCUGCUGGUGGUGGGGUCUGUUUUCAUUGAUGGUUCCUGGUUCAUUUGCCGGCGAGGCUCGUUGGGUGUUACUUCCUGAUAAGCUGCAAAAUACUCCUGGCGUUUGCUUUCAGUUGAGGGUGGGCAGGCGAAGAAGCAUAUUUAACUUCUGGAGAAAACAUUGCUUGUGAUCAGCUGAGGAUAGUUCCUGAAAGUGAAAGAAACUGAAGAACAAAAACACCAAAAUGAAGCACUUCCUGAGAAUGCUUGUCCAGGUUUGCCUGUACUUCUAUUGCAAAUGUUUAUGGCGCUGCCUGAAAUUCGUGGUGAGGAAACUGACGGGACGCUGCGAGUUGCAAAGGAUCUGCUACAACACAAAGCCUGGCGCUGGCAGAACUAUGAAAAUCGAAUCGUCAUUGAGAAGUUCAAAAAACAAGUUGCUCCAGAAUUCAGUCAGUGUUCAUCCAGAUGCUAUUGAAAAAACUAUAGAUACCAUCAUGGAACUGAAGAGGAUUAACCCAGAUGUAAAUCCGCAGCUAGGUGUCUCUCUGCAGGCCUGCCUCCUACAGAUUGUAGGGUACAGGAAUUUGAUUGCAGAGGUUGAAAAACUGCGUAGAGAGCCUUAUGAUUCUGAGGAUCCCCAGCAUGAAGAAAUGCUUCUGAAGCUAUGGAAAUGCUUGAAACCUGAUUUCCCAUUGGAAGCUCGGAUUUCCAAGCAGUGGUGUGAAAUUGGUUUCCAAGGUGAUGAUCCUAAAACAGAUUUCAGAGGAAUGGGCCUCCUGGGGCUGUAUAACUUAUUAUAUUUUGCUGAAUGUGAUGCUGCUGCAGCUCAGCAAAUCCUCUCUGACUCCCUUCAACCAAAAUACAGGGAAGUCACUAAAGAGGAGCUAAGCAAAUUCAGCAAGGCUGAGUGGGAGAAGAAAAAGUUUGAUAAGGCCAUUGGCUACUCUUUUGCUAUUGUUGGCAUUAAUAUCACAGACCUUGCAUACAACCUGCUUGUGAGCGGUGCUCUGAAAACACACUUCUACAAUGUUGCUCCAGAGGCUCCAACGUUAUCCCAUUUCCAACAGACAUUCUGCUAUCUGAUGCACGAAUUCCAUAAAUUCUGGAUUGAGGAGGACCCCCUGGACAUCAUGGAGUUCAACCGCGUGCGAGAGAAGUUCCACAAGCGCAUUCUCAAGCAGCUCCAGAAUCCAAAUAUGGCCCUCUGCCCUCACUUCGCUGCCUCAGAAAGCCUGAUCAACCUGUAGCCGUGAAACUUGGUUUGGUUUUUUGAAAACACUGCCUCAUUCUUGUGUUAUGCCACCAUCCUAGAGAUAAAAUCGCUAAUGUAUUGAAUGACCAUAGCGAUGGUAUGCAUGCUUCUUGGUGCAGUAUUCAUCUCUCUCGCGCGCUCUCUUUUUCCAGCCAACUCCUCAUACUGCUUCUUCUGGGGGGGGGGGGUUGUCAUAAAGAUGGGAGAGCUCAUAUUGCGGCAUUUUGCAGUGUUAAGACAUUAUGAAUUGAUGUCCUGUAUGAAGAAGUUUGCUUUUUCCCCUGGGUUUUUUUUUAGACUUCCCCCACCAUUCUCCUUGUGCCACCCCAUAAUUCAGCAUUUAAUUAAAAGAACGGCAUUUCUCUAGCUGUUGGGGGUGUUUUGUAUAUGUGGAAUAUUUGAGUUGAAAAUUUGUAUUUGUGGACUGCUUUUGUUCUCUGAUAGCUAAGAACGUGUGUUUUUUUUAAUU
Messenger RNA from Lacerta agilis (Sand lizard), 1853 nucleotides. RefSeq names its product ELMO domain containing 1 (gene ELMOD1). NCBI's taxonomy places the organism in Eukaryota, Metazoa, Chordata, Lepidosauria, Squamata, Lacertidae. The record is from RefSeq and is a predicted model, not a curated record. The transcript is spliced from 12 exons. Gene Ontology annotation, molecular function: GTPase activator activity. The coding region runs from base 375 to 1379 and encodes 334 amino acids.